Molecule: messenger RNA, 2607 nt
Organism: Plenodomus lingam JN3
Lineage: Eukaryota; Fungi; Ascomycota; Dothideomycetes; Pleosporales; Leptosphaeriaceae
Biological process (GO): spindle assembly
Cellular component (GO): HAUS complex; mitotic spindle microtubule
Molecular function (GO): microtubule binding
Source: RefSeq, a predicted model, not a curated record
AUGUCCAGAGCAACCUCGGCGUCAUCUACGUCUACAACAACAACAACUACUACGACCACAACCAAUGGCAACCCACGUAGUAUGGCGGUCAAAACAACCGCUAGAGCACCACUUGCCCCUGCAUAUUCACCAACAGAUAUAACAUUGUUUGUGACCAACUUGCGGCUUCUAGACUUGGACAAGCGCGACGACUGGCCAGACAUCACUGUCCAGACAUUCUCAGCCAAGAAUGCGGAUCAGAAACAGAGGAUAAGCGGCGCAGAAUGGGCUCUGUACCGCCUGUUCGAGAUAUGGGAUGUCGACGAAACUGCACAGAAACUCCAACCUUUCUUCCCACCCCUCGAACCGCUGCAGUCGUUGAACCUUCGCGCCGCUCUCUACCGAUGCCUCAACGAACUCAAGAAAAACGGCCUUUUAGGACGCGAAACCGUCUUGCGCAAGACUAUGCUGGAUGAAUGCAAAGGCGACAAGUUCUAUGAAAUCUUGGCAUUCUUUUCCACCAUGGUCCUGAAGAAGGUGCUUGCAGCCCAGGGAGAUUACGAUGGGAACGUUGCGGUUGCGCGAACACUUGCUACGGCUCCUUCUCUUACGCCUGCUCAGCAGCAGUCGCUCUUACCUCUUGCCAUUGCUCACAAGGCAGCCCUUGUCAAUGUGCUGAAGCAGAAAGAGGAAAAGAGGCAAAAGUUCAAGGAGUUUGAAAACCUUUUGAACACAAAGUCUGUCACUAUCAGUAAACGGCUGCGCAAAUGCAUAGAAACACCAAGAGCGAAGAAACCUGUAAUAUCGCAAAAACAGGCUGAGGCGGUCAAGAAGGAGCUCAAGGACAACUGGAUCGGCAAUCCAAGGUGGCUCGAUGUCAUGCUGCAUGGCGAUGAUGUCGCAGCAGAGGAUGUGUUUCUGACUAGUCGAUUUGAUAAGGUCUGGCAUAUGGUGGAGAAGGGCUAUAAGGUCGAGAACGUCACUACUGAGACCGGAUUAUUGGAGAAUCUGCAGUCAAGAGUCCAAGAGCAGGAAUCCAGACUGCAGAAGUGGAAGGCCUUCCAUAAAGAACUGAAGGAGGAGCAGUCCCGGUCUAAGGCGAACUUGACGACAGCUCCCAUAUCGGCGAAGGAAUUCCAAUUCCAUGAUCAUAUUCGGUUACAAUUGCCUUCAGCCAAGCAAAAUUCCGAGGAAAAGUAUGUACGAAAGCCGACCCUCUCUCAAGAGUAUCAAGAGAUACUGUCCGAUUUGGAAAAGGAACUGGCCAAUGUAUCUACAAGCAAGCCAAUUCGGCCAACAUUGACGCUUUCGAGGAAGCACACUUCGUCGAUCUCAAUCUCACCUACGCCAGUUCUGAGUAGAAAGAACACAUAUCAGAAGCUUGCAUCCAAACACGAGGGCGAUGCGGUCACGGCUUCCAAGCCAUCACUACUACUGAGGACGCAAUCUUUUGAAGACGCACCUGUAAUUGAUCGGCCGCGACAGGCUGCAUCAGCGGUGACGCCUGCCGACUCUGAGGCAACCUAUGUUGGCUUCGCGUCGACAGUACCCAGCGCAAUUCCCACUCCACUUCAUGCAGUUGAACCAAUGGAAAUGCACUAUGCGCUGAAGGAUCAUGCUGAAACUACUCCGCCGAUCUUGGAACCUAUGGCUAAUGAUUCGCACCCACCGCUACCUACUGAGGAGUUGCCGACAAAAGAGGGCCACAUCCCCUCCCCCUCAGCAUCACCUCACUACCCCUCCGAGCCACCCAUUCCCACGCUCUCAUUUUCAGAAGAGAUCGAUCCUGAAGAAGCACUCGCAGACCAAAUUAUAAAUUCCAUCGGCGCCGCAACCCCUUCUCCCGUCAAAAAGCACCAACCACGCAUGUCCCUGUCCCUCAUCGAACGAACACGCCUAACGAUGUCCCGCAACAACUCCUUUGACCCACUUCCAGAAUCUCCAGACCCUGUAUCCAUGGCCCCACCAGCCCUUCCCCUCCCCACCCCAUUACAAACAGCAAACUCCAGCCACCAAGCCUCCCUCCUCGAACGCACUCGCCUCACCAUGGAAGCCAUGCAAGCCCAACCCCGCCGCCAGUCCCUCGCCCCCCAGCAGGCCUCCAACAAGGAAAAGGAAAAGGACAAACGCAAAUCCCGCACCAGUCUGUUUCCCGUGAACCAAUUCGACACGCCGCGUACGCGCAAGAGCAUCGAGCAGAUUGAGCGUGAGCGCAGUCGUGAGCGCACGCCGACGGAGGUGCUCUUUAGUGAUAAGGUGGACUAUGAUAGGGUGUUUAAGAGUCGGCCUAAAAUUGCUACGAGUCCCGUCUUCAGUCCUGCCGUGGUGGCUGGUAUAGGACUCCAUGAUGGCGAGUUUGAGGUUGAUGGAGUCACGGGGAUUGAUUUGGGUGAUGUUGAUAUUGAGGGAGAGAGUGGGGAUGAAGGGAAAACCUUGGAACAACGCUCAUUCCCAUUCACACCCGUCUAUUCCUCCUCCCCUCUAACACCCCCACAAACAUCCCAUCCCCAACCCACGCCUCCCACCCCCAUCCGCGCAGAACACAGCCACAAAGACGGAAAGUCUCCUAUCGCAGGAGGGAUGGUAUUGGGUGGUGCGCGUACGAUAAAUGCACUUCAGCUAUGGUGA